CAUGCACGCUGCACAGACACAUAGGGAUGCGGUAAGCAAAAGCCUCUCUUGAAAAAAACUGCACACGAGUUGUGUAAAGUUGGAAAGUCUCGGUCUUUAUAAUACGAACGUAGGCCUAUCUCUCAUAGACUACGCCUAAUUGGGACACCUCCUUACUAUUGGAAUUAACUUAGCCUUUAUAGGCCUACCGUCGAAACAUGUAAACGGAAAACAAACUUGUUAAACUUUGGAAAAACGGGAAAUGAUAAACAAAUGAACAAGGAACAGAUGAGGAGCCAAUAAGUCUAUCACCUCACUGAUCUCUGGUGCUGGAAGCAGUGUUUUUGCGCUCAGGGUGAAAGCUUUAGUGGCCAGUUAACGCAUGAAUGAUGGAGGACCAGCGAGACCAAGACGUGUGGGCGAUGAUGAACGAUUCAUGGACCAACUCGAGUCGCGGUGGAAACGAGACGGGUACCAGGAACCAGACCGGCGUGAACCCCCUGAAGCGGAACGAGGAGGUGGCCAAAGUGGAGGUGACCGUUCUUGUCCUCGUCCUGCUGCUCGCGUUGGCCGGUAACCUUUGCGUACUCUUGGCUAUACAUACGAGCAAGCACAACCACUCUCGAAUGUACUACUUCAUGAAACACCUCAGUAUUGCGGACCUGGUGGUGGCAAUCUUCCAGGUCCUCCCGCAGCUCAUAUGGGACAUUACAUUUCGCUUCUACGGGUCUGAUUUACUGUGCAGGCUGGUGAAGUACCUACAGGUUGUCGGGAUGUUCGCGUCCACCUACAUGCUUGUUCUAAUGUCCAUAGACAGAUGCUUGGCGAUAUGUCAGCCCCUCCGCUCGCUGCACAAGAGGAAGGACCGUUUUUAUGUGAUUGCUUCUUGGAUGCUUAGUCUGGUUUUCAGUACCCCUCAAGUGUACAUAUUUUCCUUGAGGGAGGUGGGCAACGGAGUUUAUGACUGUUGGGGAGACUUCGUAGAACCUUGGGGCGCCAAGGCGUACAUUACAUGGAUUAGUCUUACAAUCUACAUCAUUCCAGUGGCUAUUCUAAGUAUUUGCUAUGGCCUGAUAAGUUUUAAAAUAUGGCAAAACUUUAAAAUGAAAACCAGACGGGAUCAGUGUAUGUCUCAGACGCCGCGGACGUCCAAAGGUGCAGCGCUCUCUCGGGUGAGCAGCGUGAGGCUCAUAUCAAAAGCGAAGAUCCGAACUGUCAAAAUGACUUUUGUCAUUGUCGUAGCUUAUAUUGUUUGUUGGACUCCUUUUUUCUUCGUACAAAUGUGGUCGGCAUGGGACCCUGCUGCGCCCAGAGAAGACAUGGCGUUCAUCAUUGCCAUGCUGCUGGCCAGUCUGAACAGCUGCUGUAACCCGUGGAUCUAUAUGUUCUUCGCUGGACACCUGUUCCACGACCUAAUGAGGUGCUUCAUCUGCUGCUCCUCACAGUACCUGAAGGCCUCACAGUGUGGCGGGUGUGACCGCCAGCAGAGCCGCAGGAGCAUCUCCACCUCCACCUUCGUCAUCAAGAACCAUAGUAGUCAGAGGAGCAUCACUCACACCACCAGCACAUGAGGAGUGAGGACCAUGGAGGAGAUGAGUUGGGGUGGGACAGGAACUCACUACUCCCGAAAGCCCUUCUUCAUAUCAGUCAGAGAGGGGGUUGCAUGGUGAAGACUUAGAUCUUCACCAUGCAAUGCUUAUCGAUGAGGUGGGCCAGAUACCAGCAAGAAGUGCAGCACACAGAUCUCCAGCACAUGAAGACCAUGGAGAGAGGUUAAGUUGGGUACUCUAAACCUGAAAGACCUUCAUCCAAGGCUUGGUGUGGGCCAGGUAACCCUGUAAGACCAGGGCCUCAUUUCCCAGAGCCUUUGUAGCGUUAAGAUCAUCGUUAGAACGAUCUUACGAUUGCAUACACUUGAAAACCCUCAUUAUUUACCGAAUGCCUCAGACGACUCGUAGAACAGCUAAGUGCAUCAUUAGUGUACAUCUUGAUUCUAUGUUUAGCUAUCUGUCUGACUGUGACCGCCGAUAACUUCAGAACGAAGUUCAAUACAAAUAUAAAGUUGCCCAAGUAUUUGCCAUUGUUAUAAGUGGAGGAUAAAACGAUGCUUCAAAUGAAAACUGAGAUGACUUCAUUAAAAGAUAAAUAGGCUACAUGGGCCUAUACAGUGCCUUCAGAAAAUGUUCAUACCCUUGACUUGUUCCACAUUUUGUUGUGCUACAGACAGAUUUGAAA
Molecule: messenger RNA, 2214 nt
Organism: Salmo salar (Atlantic salmon)
Lineage: Eukaryota; Metazoa; Chordata; Actinopteri; Salmoniformes; Salmonidae
Product: isotocin receptor
Biological process (GO): female pregnancy; G protein-coupled receptor signaling pathway; regulation of systemic arterial blood pressure by vasopressin
Cellular component (GO): plasma membrane
Molecular function (GO): vasopressin receptor activity; peptide binding; oxytocin receptor activity
Source: RefSeq, a predicted model, not a curated record